This is a messenger RNA of Pipistrellus kuhlii (Kuhl's pipistrelle), 1756 nucleotides long. RefSeq lists its product as uncharacterized. The record is from RefSeq and is a predicted model, not a curated record. NCBI's taxonomy places the organism in Eukaryota, Metazoa, Chordata, Mammalia, Chiroptera, Vespertilionidae.
AUGACGGAACCCGGAAGUCGCGGUGGCCAUAGCCCUCGGUUCGGCGGAGACACAUCCCGGGAGCGGGAGCGGGGAGCGGGAGCGAGGAGGAGCGCGCCGCGCCGAGACUCUGAUAUGGAGCGAGUGCGAUCGGACUGCCCCGACCGGGGAGGGGGGGCCGGGGAGGCGGAGGGCGCGAGGGGGAGGGGAGGCAGGAGCCCAGCAAACCGGAGCAAAUCAGCAAGCCAGCUCUUCCGCGGGGACGGCGGGGGGUGGGAAGGAGGGAGGGAGGAGAGAAACGAGAGAGGGAGGGAGGGAGGGAGGGAGGGAGAGAGAGAGAGAGAGAGAGAGAGAGAGAGAGAGAGAGAGAGAGAGAGGAGUUUGUGCACGCGCGCGCGCGAGCGAGGAAAGAGGGAGAGGGAGAGAGAGAGCAUGAAGAGGACAGGGAGAGCACAGAGAGGAAAACUGCAGAAAACCACAGGGAAAGUACGGUACAGCCUCAGAUCUUUUAAUAUUUUUUUUAAAAAAAAGAAACUUACUUCUAGUUUAUUUUCCCAUCACUCCGGGCUCAUGCCUAACGGGGUCGUGUUGGGAACGUGUGGCAUGGCGCUCUGGCUUUUGUUCCUUUUAAUUCCGACGCCCCUACUCUUCUGCGAGCCGAUCACAGCGCCCCGAGGCUCUCUGCUCACAUCCAGGGCAGCAGGCUCCGCGCACGGUACCGCCGCCGGACUGGAGGCUUUCCUCUUCUCUUCUCUUUUCUUUUCUUUUCUUUUCUUUUCUUUUCUUUUCUUUUCUUUUCUUUUCUUUUCUUUUCUUUCUUUUUCUCCUUUUCUUUUCUUUGCUUUUCCUUUCUUUUUUCUAAGUGGCACUUUCUUCCCGGUGCAGAUCCAGGACCCUUGUCAGAACUCAUUUUUUCUUUCCAGGUUAAGAAGAAACCAGCUAAACUCAGAGAGCUUUGCGGAUCAGGGCCACCCUGGAGAAUCUUUGGGGGCCGCUGCGGACUCGGGUGGGAGGAAAUGGGGAGGGAGUUGUUUGGGCAUUUCAUGUCUGAUUUCGCCACGGAGUGGUGUGUGUGUGUGUGUGUGUGUGUGUGUGUGUGUGUGCUCGCGGGCACGCGCGCGCGUCUCCGCACUAGGUCUCCCUUGAAGCUGGAGAGCCAGAAGGGAGAGAGGGACCGAGAGGAUGUCCCGGGAGGAGGACGGGCCGGUGCUCCCCGCCCAGCUUUGUUGUGGUCACCCCGGGCGCAGAGGCUUCCGCGCGGCCCCGCCAGCUAAUGGCCUUGUUCAUUCCCCGAGGCAGUUUCGUGGGAUCGGGAGGACCGGGCCGACUUGGAACGAACUUUUCUAACAUGGAAAAGGAGAGGAGGGCAGGGGAGGCGAGGUAACCGUCCCGCACCGCUUGUGCAGAAAGAAAGUAGUUCUGGUCGGCGUCUUGCCCAAUCGCCGGCCCAAGCCGCACCUACCCUCACCUCCGCGCCCAGGGCUUCCCGGCGGCCGCGCGUCAAUCACCCCGGGCCCGGGCUGGGGGCGGGGCCACGGCCGCCCCGCGCUGCGCGCAGCCCCCGCCGCCCGCCGCCCCCUGCGCUCCGAGCCUGCCCUCUGCCCAACUCCGCGCUGUAGCCUGCGUCCUAGGCUCCCCGGCCCAGAAAAUCGAACACGGACUGUUCCCCAACAGCCACCUCCCUCCAACUUUGAACCCUUUCUGGGGAGUAGAAAGUAGUACAUCCACCGUGCGACUUUGACCUGACUUCCCGGGGAAUGGGGGAUGGGGGAGGGGG